This is a messenger RNA of Hibiscus syriacus, 1532 nucleotides long. Its product is annotated as geraniol 8-hydroxylase-like. Lineage: Eukaryota; Viridiplantae; Streptophyta; Magnoliopsida; Malvales; Malvaceae. Gene Ontology annotation, molecular function: iron ion binding; monooxygenase activity; heme binding. The transcript has 2 exons. The record is from RefSeq and is a predicted model, not a curated record. The coding region runs from base 33 to 1532 and encodes 499 amino acids.
AUAGCUUUCAAACAGAGACGAACUUUGGAGAAAUGGACUUGUUUACAAGUUCUUUGCUAUGUCUGCUUUUCACAUGGCUCCUUCUUCAAGCUUUCAACUCAUUUAGAAUUGGAAGAGAAAGCAAGCUCCCACCCGGUCCAAGGCGGCUGCCAAUUGUCGGCAAUCUCUUCGAUCUCGGCGAUAAACCCCACAGGUCUUUUUCUAAGCUUGCUCAGAUUCAUGGCCCCGUUAUGAGUCUCAAACUCGGCACCUUGUUCACCGUCGUCGUUUCAUCGAAAGCAAUGGCCAAAGAGAUCCUUCAGAAACAGGACCUCAACUUCUGUAACCGAACCAUCGUGGAUGCUGUUCGAGCCAGCCAACACUAUGAAUUCGCGCUGCCAUGGAUACCCGUGUCGCCGCUUUGGAGAACUCUUCGCAAGGUAUGUAAUACUCAUAUUUUCAGUAACCAGAAACUCGAUGGCAAUCAGUACCUGCGUCGGAACAAGAUCCAACAACUGAUUGCUCAUGUUCGCGAAAGUUGUCUUAAAGGUGAAGCCGUUAACAUAGGCCAAGCUGCUUUCGAUACUACGAUUAAUUUGAUGUCCAACACUAUUUUCUCUACGGAUUUGGUUGAUCCAAAUUCAUCUAUUGCUCGAGAAUUCAGGGAAACAAUUUGUAGUAGCAUGGUAGAGGCCGGGAAGCCUAAUUUGGCUGAUUAUUUCCCUUUGCUUCGAAAGAUUGAUCCUCAAGGUAUACGACACCAUAUGACUGUUUAUUUAGACAAGUUACUUAAUAUUUUGGGUAAAAUGUUCGACGAAAGAUCAGAAUUAAGAAAAUCCCAGGAUUCUACUGCAUCAAAUGAUGUUUUGGAUACUCUUCUUGACGUUGUUGAAGAAGGAAUCGAGGAGCUUAAUAAAACUCACGUCACACACUUACUUUUGGUUUUAUUUGUUGCCGGAACUGAUACAACAUCAAGCACAUUAGAGUGGGCAAUGGCAGAACUAAUUCAAAACCCACAUGUUUUACUUGAAGCCAAAAAAGAAUUAGAGCAAACAAUCGGCAAAGGGCAUCCAGUCGAGGAAUGUGAUAUACAUCGUUUACCAUAUUUACAAGCAAUCAUUAAGGAAACAUUUCGACUUCACCCGACUGUCCCACUAUUACUCCCUCGCCGAGCCGGCUCCGAUAUCCACCUUUGUGGUUUCAAAAUUCCCGAGGGUUCACAAAUGUUGAUUAAUGUAUGGGCUAUCGGUAGAGAUCCAAGAAUUUGGGAGAAUCCUAACAAGUUCAUACCAGAGAGAUUUUUGGGAUGUGAAAUUGAUGUGAAAGGUAGGGACUUUGAGUUGAUUCCAUUCGGAGGUGGACGACGACUGUGCCCAGGGUUGCCUUUGGCGAAUAGAAUGUUGAACUUGAUGUUGGGAUCUCUUCUAAACUGCUUUGACUGGAAACUUGAAGGUGGAAUCUCAUCAAAUGAAAUGAACAUGGAAGAAAAAUUUGGACUCUCAGUUCAUAUGGCAGAACCUUUACGGGUAAUUCCUGUUCUUGUCUUGGAGUAA